AUGUUUCAUCGAUUUAUGCGAAUAUUACACUAAAUAAUAGCAAAAGAACCCCAUCAGUUCCUGGAGAUAACAACUUUGAUUAUCAUGGAUAAGCUGACAGAAUCUGCCAUAGCUAGAAUUACUAGACAUCUUUAACAAUGAACUUGGAUUAACUUCAAACUGGGUUGCGGGAAGUCCAAAACUGACGACAGUCCCCGGAAAGCUCCCCUCUCUGGGGAGGGGGUGGGGGAGGAUCGCAACGGGAAAAUGUUGCCCGGUGGAGGCCUUUCUGUUCCUACCCAGCUACCAGGGGCAGGAACCGGAAACCUGACGGUAGGAACAUCGAAUGCCACGGGAUCUGGUAGAAAUAAGUUCGCCUUGAAGCCAGGCAGGUCUCUAAUGGACUGGAUUAAAUUAGGGAAAAGUGGAAAGGAUUUAACGGGUGUUGGCGGUGUACGUAGGCAAGAGGUCUCAAUAGAGGAUUUGAAACAACAUAAUAAAGUGGAUGAUGCUUGGAUAAGUGUUAGAGGACGUGUUUAUAAUGUAACACCAUAUAUGGAGUUCCACCCAGGGGGAUUAGAUGAAUUGAUGCGUGGAGCUGGAAUAGAUGCUACCAGAUUAUUUGAUGAGAUUCAUCGCUGGGUGAAUAUAGAAUCUAUGCUUGCCCCUUGCCUCAUUGGAAAACUACAGGAGACCAGACCUGUUAAAAGUGUUAAAAAGUCCCCUCCCUCCUUGGCAGGUAACCUAAAUGGUCUAGCACCUCCAGUUCCACAAAAUGUAAGAAAGGCUACAGAGGCUGAGACCCCCACCAAACCUAGGUAUGACUGGCUGCAGACUGACUCCGAGAUACACAUUGAGGUAUAUACGAAGCAUCCCUCUAUACAGCAUGAAGAUGUCAUCAUUGACUACUCAGGCUCAGAGUUCCUGGUCACCAUGACCCUCUUAGAUCUCAUAUUCACCAUACACUUAGAUUUAGAGAACAAACUGGAAUAUGAAUAUAAAGUUAAAACUUAUCCAAAUGGUAAAUGCCAGCUGAUCCUAAGAAAAUCUGAACAAGGGAUCCAUUGGCCCACAUUGGGUAGACCACUAAUGCAACACCAGUCUUUAGUCAAGUCAGUAGAAAAAAAGCGAAACUACAGAUCUUGUGAACUCAUCGAAAGAUGUGACGUUAGUCACGAUACGCUGUUACUUGGCUUCCAGUUGCCCCAGGGCUGUAGAAUGUGUGUGCCUGUAGGGCACCAUGUUUAUAUAAGACGGAAUAUCCAAGGUACUGAGGUAGUUCGGAGUUACACUGUUGUUCUACCAUCUCUGGUGUCCACAGAGCAAGAUACUCGUUUGCUAGAGGGGAGGGUGUUCUACCUCAUGGUGAAAGUGUACCUGGAUGGUGCCAUGACACCUCACAUAGGAAAUUUAAAUAUAGGGGACACUCUAGAAAUUAGUAACAGCGAUGGGAACUUUUUAGAAAAGAAAUUAGAUAGUUUUACCAAUCUGGUGCUACUAGCUGCGGGAACAGGCUUUACGCCAAUGAUAAAACUUAUCAACAAAACUGUCUCAAAUAAACACAAGUCAAUCAAAGAUACAAAGUUGAUGUUUUUCAACAAAACAGAAAAGGAUAUUCUAUGGCAUGAACAACUGAAUGAACUAGAAGCUGCUAAUGAAAGAUUUGCAGUGUCUCAUGUACUUUCUCAGGCUGGUUCUGACUGGUCUGGAUUAACAGGACGAGUCAGUCUGGACUUAUUGAAGCAAUGUACAUCCCAGCAAAAUAUUAACAACACACUCGUAUGUGUGUGUGGCCCAAUUGCUUUCACCAAUCAGACUAUUAGGCUUCUGAAAGAUAUUGGAUAUGGAGAUACACAGCUACAUGCAUUUCUUGGAUAACCAUCACAUUUCUUCAAGGAAAGGAUGAAAUGUAGGCAAACUUUGGAGGGCCAGUUAAGUGUGCUAUAUUGAAAGAUCCAUAUUUCAUCAGGAUGCAUUAUUGCAGACAUACAUGUACUUGCCAAAAUUGAAUGGCUCACAGACAAACUGGAUUUUUGUUAACAUGCCAAAAAAUCAGAGAAUAACUUUCAGGUCAGCCUGGCAAUGGAUAAUGAUUUUAGGGAUGGUCGAUUAUUAAGAAGAGUGCUCGAAAUUAAUGACAAUUUAUAAAGAUUUUGGAUAUAAUUAUUAUACUAUCUAAAGGAUAUAUUAUUUUAUUGUGCACUUUACUUACCUCUUAUGAAAAACAUAUUUUUACGAUGUAUAUUACAAGGGUCUGUAAAUUUUCACAAGUAAUCAAAUAUCCUUUAACUCUUAGAAAUUUUUCAAUUCUUGGAAUUUUGUUACUUUCCUAAAGAGCAAUGUACAUUGUAUAUGAUAACAAACAUAAUAUAACAAAGAUGUAAAAAUAAAC
Molecule: messenger RNA, 2371 nt
Organism: Owenia fusiformis
Lineage: Eukaryota; Metazoa; Annelida; Polychaeta; Sabellida; Oweniidae
Source: the annotation of a GenBank genome assembly